Molecule: messenger RNA, 1119 nt
Organism: Sycon ciliatum
Lineage: Eukaryota; Metazoa; Porifera; Calcarea; Leucosolenida; Sycettidae
Exons: 1
Coding region: 1-1119 (372 amino acids)
Molecular function (GO): nucleic acid binding; nucleotide binding
Source: RefSeq, a predicted model, not a curated record
AUGCUAUCUCCAUACCAGCAGGAGCUUGUUGAUAAACUCAAUUCUUCCGGAGUAGAUGCUCUCAAACUUGUACCAAACUUGAGGGACAAGACAAAGUACGUUCUUCAUUACCGAAACUUGAAACUCUACACUCAGCUCGGACUACGUUGUGUCAAAAUUCAUCGUGCUCUGAAAUUUACUCAGACACCGUGGAUGAGAAACUACAUCGAGAAGAAUACAGACCUCCGGAAGAAGGCAAAGGAUGAUUUCUCUAAGGACUUCUAUAAACUGAUGAACAAUGCGGUGUUUGGGAAAACUAUGGAGAACGUUCGGAGGAGAGUCAACAUAAAAUUGCUGAGAAGUCGUGAGGAGAAGAAAAUCAAACAGCUUGUUGCCAAACCAACGUACAACCGCCAUGUGAUCUUCAACGAUGACCUGGUCGGGGUACAAAGUAACAGGACAAAGGUCGUCCUCAACAAGCCCAUAUAUGUUGGGAUGUCGAUUUUGGAUCUCUCAAAGACACUCAUGUAUGACUUUUACUACAAUCACCUGAAAGUGAUGUAUGGCUCUGAUGUGAGACUCUUGUACACCGAUACAGACAGCUUGGUUCUUCAUUUCUUUACUGAUGAUCUGUUUCAUGACAUGAGUGAGUUUCUUGAGAAGUAUGAUACAAGCAAUUAUGAUCAAUCACAUCCGUUAUAUUCCGAGAAAAACAAGAAAGUUGUUGGCCUGUUCAAAGAUGAACUCGGUGGGAAACUGAUCACUGAGUUUGUAGGACUUCGUUCCAAGAUGUACAGUUACUCUGGUGAGGAAAGUGGAAAAAGAGCAAAGGGGGUGAAAAAAGCAGUGCUCAAGAAAACUAUCAAACAUGAUGAUUUCCGAAAUUGUCUCUUGGAUCAAUCCGUGUUCCAUCGAGAAAUGACAACACUCCGGAGUCAUAGACACGUCAUUUUCGGAGAAACGGUUAAUAAGAUAGCCUUAUCACCAUUGAACACAAAACGAUACAUCACAGAAGAUGGAUGUAGCACGUUAGCGUUCGGACACCAUGAAAUACCAAGAUAUCUGGCUGAGGAGGGGUUUGAUAGCAGCAUUUCAUUCAUGAGUUAUGCUCCGGAUAUGAUGAAGCAGUUCGUCCAGUGA